GCUUGUUGUUUCCUCUUUCAUUCUCUUUCUAUCUUCCUUUUUCGCAUUACAAACAUUAUUCAUCACUUGUCCUGUCUCUCAUUUAAAUGAUCAAACGCACAGCAUAAUAGCAAUCAGCCAAUCACUUUCUCUCUCUAUCUCUCUGCCCUACUUUUUUUCUUCCAAGAAAGGUUUUUUCUCCGCAAAUCCCUGUGAUCAAUGGAGAAUGAUCUCAUUUUCAGACCCAAUUGGGAGACUGAUCCCUUUAAGUCAGCACUGAGCUCCAUGGUCUCCUCUCCAACUGCUUCAAACAACAACAAUGGCAAUGGUGAAAACAUGGUUUUGCGACAGCUGAUUGGGAGAUUAGGCAAUUCCGGAGACUUUCUCUCUCUUCCACCACCAUCAGUUGAAGAAAACUGGGAAUCAAUUCAAGCUCCCCUCACCAAUUCAACGCUUUCCGGUCAGAUCCAAACUCGCCCUAGAAAGAGAAAAUCUGCCCCUGCUCCUCAUCUUCCAGAACCACCUAAGGACUACAUCCAUGUUCGAGCUAGACGCGGCCAAGCUACAGACGCCCAUAGCCUCGCAGAAAGAGUUCGUAGAGAGAAGAUCAGUGAGAGGAUGAAAAUGUUGCAACAUCUUGUACCUGGUUGCAAUAAGGUUACUGGCAAAGCCGUUAUGCUUGAUGAGAUCAUUAAUUAUGUGCAGUCUCUACAGCACCAAGUUGAGUUCCUUUCAAUGAAACUGGCUACUGUUAAUCCAAGAAUGAAUUUCAACAUGGAAGCAAUAAUGUCUAAGGAUAUGUUUCAGUCUCGUGGCUCGUUGUACUCGUCAUGUCCAUCACCAUGUGGGAACGAUCCGCCUUUCCAGCCGAGCAAUGGGGGAAACAAACGGAUUCAAAUGGAGAACUUUGGUGCCUCUCAAGUUUCAUCGUUUUGGGAAGACGAACUGCAUAGCGUUGUGCAUGGACGAGAACUGCAUAGCUCACAAAUGAAAGUUGAGCUAUGAUGGAUUCAUUUUCAUGUACUACCAUUCUUGAUUUCUAUUCAAUUUGAAGCCCCAAGUGAGAGUGGCUUCUGUAUAUAGCCUUUUCAAGCUAUAGAAAUGGUGACAGAAAAUGGAGCCUUCUUCCCCUUCAUUGGUUCUUGCUCUGUAUUUUGAUAUGAUUAUCAAUUUUUUGGGGAAAAAAGGGUUUCCACAACAAAACUAAUUAGUAGUACUACUAGACGAUGAAGGGACAAUCAUCAUGUAAUAAUUUUUUUUUAACAAUAUUCUUCCUUUUCUCCUUGUGGAUAUUCGUCUCAAUCAUUUAUCUAGUGCAAUUAUUAUGGUUCAAUUUAAUGAAUUUUAAUUUUCAA
Molecule: messenger RNA, 1334 nt
Organism: Salvia splendens (bonfire salvia)
Lineage: Eukaryota; Viridiplantae; Streptophyta; Magnoliopsida; Lamiales; Lamiaceae
Product: transcription factor bHLH62
Exons: 6
Coding region: 199-984 (261 amino acids)
Biological process (GO): regulation of DNA-templated transcription
Cellular component (GO): nucleus
Molecular function (GO): protein dimerization activity; DNA-binding transcription factor activity
Source: RefSeq, a predicted model, not a curated record